Messenger RNA from Bicyclus anynana (squinting bush brown), 3437 nucleotides. RefSeq names its product leucine-rich repeat-containing protein 74B-like. Gene Ontology annotation, molecular function: GTPase activator activity; small GTPase binding. The record is from RefSeq and is a predicted model, not a curated record. Gene Ontology annotation, cellular component: nucleus; cytosol; perinuclear region of cytoplasm. Bases 1620 to 3287 code for a protein of 555 amino acids. Lineage: Eukaryota; Metazoa; Arthropoda; Insecta; Lepidoptera; Nymphalidae. The transcript has a single exon. Gene Ontology annotation, biological process: activation of GTPase activity; nucleocytoplasmic transport.
CACGUGGGAAUACGAAGAUACAAUAUACUCGUAACCUGUGUUAUUCGCAGGUAAUGUUCUAUUGAUGAAAGAAUUUUUAAAUUGGUCCAGUAGUUUCGGAGCCUAUUCGUCACAAACAAACAAGCGAAAAAUUAAAUCUUACCUUUAUAAUAUUAAUUUAUAUGACAAAGUCAUCUUUAAAAGAAACAUUCAAGUACCAUACCUGCAGAACUCUAAGAAGAAACACAAAACAAAACUUGUCUGUCUCUAUUUCGUAUAUCAUCGACCAGUAUAGUUUAUCUGUGAUGAUGUCUUCAACGUCAUGCGCCAACAACGCCUCCGCGGCUCAUUUCCGUGCCCUGCGGCUCAACUUUCACUGUGAUUUGGCUCCGGACCGAAGAGUUUCUAGACACAUACUUAGAAUUACAAGAUAUUUUGGAAUUUGAAUGCCACGCCUAGGCCUUUAGGCGCAGCAUCCAAAUUCCCACAAUCAAUUUAUCUUUUUUCACUAUUUCCAGGAUACUACAAUCAAUUAGCAGAAGGCUGCAAUUUGAUUUGCGUAAAAUUUACGUGUUUUCUCAGAAACCUCGCGAGUACCACAGAUCACUAAUUGGGUCUUACUUAGGUUCGAAUAGAAGUGCGGGUCAAUUUGGACAUUUAUAAUUUUGGUUUAGUUUGAUCUGUUAGUUGUUGCAUUGUUUAAGAUGAUAAACGCAUGUGGAGGACGUAUUUAAUAAUAAAUAAGUAUUAUAUGACAAUAAAACAAUACAAAAAUAAUGUCAAUGGGCACCAAAAGAAAAGCAUAGAAGAAGACAGAUUUGUCAAUAUAAGACUCAACACUAGCAACAACACUUGCUACGUCUACAUAAUACGUUGCAAUAUGUCUACAUAUAACCAAAGAUACGAGUAGCAACACAAGUUGCGAUACAGACUUCACCGGUGCCUUCUGCUGCGAACAGUAAAUACAUUAGCAAUUAUCCUCGACCGUCCAUGUCUUACAAUUGCGUGCGCGGCUUACGAUCGACAGCUGUAAUUAAACCUCUGUUAAACCCUUGCAAGUCUUUUUAAGCACCUAUACAUAAAUUACAGACCUCCUUACUCAAUACUUUAUGUUGGUUAGCUCUAUUGAAUAUUUUAUUGCUAGUUGCUGGCUAGUAAUUUACUAGCGAAUUUAACUCAUCUCUAUUACAUGUCCGUUUUACAGCGAUCCGGAUCGCGCCGGGCGAAUAAAUAGUGUUGAGAUUUAUCUUUCAUUAUAAAACUGUUCCUGUUCGUUAUAAUACACUGAAUCACAUGGCAAUGAUGUUUUAUGAGACAUUUUACGAAAUCAAAGCUCGUUUCUUACGUGUCGUCCUUCGUGUUUUACCUGGUACAGGACUGGACGUCGUGUUUACGUACAACCACGUCCCGGCGCCGCCCUCUCGACUUCCUAUCCUCGUACCAUAUACGACCUUUUACAAAAUAUUUAUAGGUCGAAAUAUGCAAAAAGAAAAUAUACUUAUGACAGAAUACGACAUUGACAAUGACAUUUUUUAAUUUCGUUUUGAUGAUUUUAACUUUGACAAGUUGUGUUAAUUAAUAAUAUUAUUUUCAUAAAUAUUAUUGUAUUUUUAUAAUUAGUUUUGAAUUUCUUUACAAAAAUGUCUACAGACUCUUCAGAAGAUAAAGUUGAAACCACGGUUGUAUAUGUAGCACCUGUCGAAGAGAGCUCUGAAGAGCCUCCCAUGGAUGAAUGGUCCUCAUUGGAAAUAGAUAUUCCUGAAGAGAAUCCCAAACGAGUUCUGUAUAGUGAGGGUUUAUAUGAUCCAGGCAGUGGAGAAAUAUGUACCAAAUAUGUAUCCAUGUCAGCUAGCUCCGUUUUUAGGCAUCCUUAUUUUAACUAUCCUGCUGUCGUUGAUCCCGGUAUUAACGAUGCUUUACUAAAGCCAGAAGCAAAGAUUACUUACCCAGAUGAUGGUCAGGCGUUAUAUCUAGCUACAUGUAAAGAUAUGAAACAGUACCCCGUAAUGAAAUUUCACAGAGAAUUACUUACAGAUAAAAUCGAUUUGAAGUAUUACUGUGUACAACCUUUUGGUGUUCGAGCCAUGGCCAUGGCGUUAAAUUACAACCGAAACGUAUCGUCCUUUAAUUUAACCGACAACUUUUUAAACGACGAUGCAUGUUUUCAUUUAGGCGAAAUGCUUAUGAGCAAUUUUACAAUGAGUGAAUUAAUUUUAUCAGGUUGCAGAAUUGGUCCAGAAGGAGUGAAAUUAUUGGUUGCUGGACUACCUUACAAUAGAGGCCUACGAAGUUUAAACUUAAACAAAAAUGGAAUUGGAGACCUUGGUGUAGAAUAUAUUGCAUCUAAAGUGGUGCGAGGUAUAGAUGUGCAAAAACUAUAUCUAAGCUACAAUAAUAUUAGUGGUAAAGGGGCUAAUACUUUAGCAGAAGCCUUCGAAACACAUAAUAAAUUUACAGUCUUAGAUCUUUCUUGGAAUAAUCUAUUUGCGCCAUUAGUAGGAACGAAUACUUUAUUAAAUCGAUUAUCAGAAAAUAAAUAUUUACAAGAGUUAUAUUUAUCGUGGAACUCUUUAGCGGGUGCUCGAGUCGGAACAGCAAUUAAAUCGUUAUUGAAAAUUCCUAGUUUGCGUGUAUUAGAUUUGAGUAACAAUAAAUUGUCGGAUGAGGGCAUCCAUAACUUUAUCGGCAAUAUGAUAAAACCUAAAAAGAUGGUGACGCUAAAUUUGUCUUAUAAUCCAUUGACACAUGACGACUCAUUGAAACUUCUUACUAAAAUGAAGCUCCCAGCAGUGAAAAUUCAGAAUCUUUUCAUGGAUGGAGUGUUAGUCGAUACAGAUUUUCUCAAUCUUCUUACGCAACUGAAAAGUAUGAAAUCAAAACAAAAUACUGUUAUUACAUACGGAGGAGUUUCGGGUGGCUUUAAAGCUGAAGAGCCAGAUUUAAGAGAUUUAGUUCUCAAUCGGAUGGAAUUUCUUACAAUGAAAGGUAAAAAGAAAAAAGUCAACAUGGCUCUUGUAAUACUACAAAUGGAAAAAGACAAGAUCGACAUUAUGAAUUCGAAAGCUUUUGAGGAUGCCGUAAUGGCAACUGGAGCUCCUCUAGACAGUGAUCUUGUAAAUGAAAUGAUAAAUGCUUUUGCUGGUCCAAAGAGUGCUAAGUUUAAAACUAUAAGAAUAUCUCUAUUCGCUGAUUACAUUCGAAGGAAAUGGCCAGAUCGCAAGUUGCCGCCAACCCCACCCCCUGAACCGGAGCCAGAGCCGCCGCCACCAACAAAAGUUCAAAAGAAAGGGAAAGGAAAAAAGAAAUAAUUAUAUAUCCUUUAUUUAUAUUUAUUCCCUAAAUAUUAUUAGUACUUCUAAAUUAAUUAAUACUUAUAUACAAAACAAUUUUAUAGUAAUUAAUUUAAUAUAUUAAAAAUAUUUAAAUUAAAACGGGAAUUUUAAUAUAAGAUAAAUACU